Messenger RNA from Acaulospora morrowiae, 582 nucleotides. The record is from the annotation of a GenBank genome assembly. NCBI's taxonomy places the organism in Eukaryota, Fungi, Glomeromycota, Glomeromycetes, Diversisporales, Acaulosporaceae.
AUGAUACCUACCGAUUCAUUGAACUCUACCAAUACUACAUCUACAAGAAUAAUAUCUACAUUUAAUCCGAAUUUUUCAUUUGACAUACUGGCCGAUAAUGCACGGGUUUAUACGAUUACUUCGGAUCAAUCCUUUAUGGGAUUAUUUGAUGUCAUGUACGUUUUGCUAUUUGCAAUUGUGAUUGGGGAGAUGAAUAAUAUAACAAUUUCAUAUUCAAUAUGCAUAAUAAUGAUUAUAAUUUGGUUAUGGACCAAAUUUAACAUUGUUAAAUCAGAAAGCAUAUUAUCAGUGAGGGAUGUAGGAGUUCAGGUAACAACCGUAUACCUGAAUGGUAGAAGUGUUUCCAAAUUUAUCGAUAAAUCAAAGAUUUCUGACAUAAUAAUCAAUGAAGGGAUUACAAUGCUUCAGGUGAAGUUUUAUAUGGCAAUAAUUGUUGAAGGGCAAGACCGUAUGGUUGUGGUGUUUCAGCAUUUAUUACCGAAGUUAAAUGUAUUGAUACAAGUAUAUCGUGGUACAAGAUCAGUUAUAUUUAAUGAAAUGGAAGAGGAACUUGGUGAAGCAGAUUACCCUAAUUCCAAAUAG